GAUCCCUUUGAUAGUGAGCGAAAAAUUUCUUUAAACUUCAAUUUUCAUAAUCAAAAGGUGCAUGAGUCAAUUAGAGAUUAAAGUGGAAAUUAAUUAAUGUUAAUGGUGAUGAUGAAGGAGGGCAGCAGCCUGAUGAAGAAGACCACUCAGGGCCGGAAAAAGAUUGAAAUCAAGAAGAUAGAGAACCUCAGCAACCGCCAAGUCACCUUCUCCAAGCGGCGGGUGGGGCUGUUCAAGAAGGCCAGCGAGCUCUGCAUUCUCAGCGGCGCUGAGAUCGCCAUUGUUGUGCACUCUCUGGGGAAGCGAGUCUUCUCAUUCGGCCACCCCACGCCGGAUUCCGUCAUCGAUCGUUUCCUCAAUGGCGGAGGGCCGGAAGGCGAGGAGCCGCGGGAGAACUGCCCGACGCCCAAGACGCGGGACUACAACAGGCAUUAUUCUGAGGUUUGCAGGGAGUUGGAGGUGGAGAAGAAGCGGAAAGAGGUCAUCGAGGAGGUGAAGAGAGUGGAGUGCUACGGCGGAGGAGGCGGAGGAGGAGAGUUUUGGUGGGACGAGGCGGUAGAGGGGCUGGAGCUGGAGGAGUUGGAGCAGUACGCAGCGGCGCUGGAAGAACUGAUGAAGAACGUCACCAUGAGGGCUGAUGAUCUGAUGCUUAUUCACAGUUCCAACUCUUUGCCUCCACCGCCUGCGGCGGUCAUAACCAUGCCCAACUCCGACAUGGAGGCGGCGGCGUGCUCGUUGGAUGAGCCCGCGAUGGUGGAGCAGAACCAGUUGAGCAGUGGUUGUUUUGAUUAUGGGAAUUGUAUUGUUCCUCAUGGGUUCGGACAAGGGCAGCUCUGAAUCAAAUUUGUUCCUACAGCGUGUAGGCUUUGUUCAUUUUUAGAUCCUUGAUCAGUUGAAAACUCAAAAAAUAAAUGUUUGUUUAUGUUUAUUUUAUCUUGUAGUUGUCAGCUUCCAGCUCUGUGUCGCUGCAUUACC
Sesamum indicum (sesame) is the source of this 975-nucleotide messenger RNA. Its product is annotated as agamous-like MADS-box protein AGL29. The record is from RefSeq and is a predicted model, not a curated record. Lineage: Eukaryota; Viridiplantae; Streptophyta; Magnoliopsida; Lamiales; Pedaliaceae. Gene Ontology annotation, biological process: positive regulation of transcription by RNA polymerase II. Gene Ontology annotation, molecular function: RNA polymerase II cis-regulatory region sequence-specific DNA binding; protein dimerization activity; DNA-binding transcription factor activity, RNA polymerase II-specific.